Oryza brachyantha (malo sina) is the source of this 2623-nucleotide messenger RNA. RefSeq names its product preprotein translocase subunit SECY, chloroplastic. Bases 1 to 2088 code for a protein of 695 amino acids. Gene Ontology annotation, biological process: SRP-dependent cotranslational protein targeting to membrane, translocation. The transcript is spliced from 9 exons. Gene Ontology annotation, molecular function: transmembrane protein transporter activity; signal sequence receptor activity. Gene Ontology annotation, cellular component: chloroplast thylakoid membrane. The record is from RefSeq and is a predicted model, not a curated record. Lineage: Eukaryota; Viridiplantae; Streptophyta; Magnoliopsida; Poales; Poaceae.
AUGCUCUUGCCGCCGUACGCGCUGCUGAUGCCAUUCGAGAGGCGGGCGAGGGAGGCGGUGAAGUGGGCCGGCGUGAAGCGGCUGGGGGUGCCGAGGCCGAUGCCCUGCGGCGACAACUGCGUCAUCAGCAUAAACUGGCACGUGGCGACGGACUACCCCAGCGGGUGGAGUGCGCGGGUGAUGCUGUUCAACUUGGAGGAGGCGGACAUGGCGGAGUGGUUCAUGGCGGUGGAGUGGAGAUGGAGGAGGAGGGGUUCUAGUUCGAGCAGGCGUUCACAAUUGGGUUUAGCAUCUGAGCCUAAGCUAAUUACGGCCCACGACUACCAGCCCGGCCCAGGCCCAUCUUCAUGGCCCUCGCUGCCACCUCCUCAUUGCCCCCUCGCUUUAUCGUCUCCCAAAUCCACUCCGCUUCGUCUCCCUCCCUCCCCACCUCCACCCAUUGCGGCCAUGGCGACCCCGCAGCAAUGCUGGCUCCCCACCGCCGCGCGCGCUCCCCCUCCUCCCUUCGCGCCCCUCCGUCUGGGCCCCGUCUCCGGAGCUCCCGCCUCCCUCCGCUUCCGUGGGCGCCGCGCCGCGUCGGCGUCGGCGGGGAGGAGGAGGAGAGCCUCCCCCAGGUGCACGUUGGAGACGGCUGGCCCUGUGUUUGAUCCGCUAGGGCUGUACAACGGUGGGCCGUCGAGGCCCGAUACGCAGUCCUCGCCGCUGUCGAACUUCUUCGGCAUCCUUUCGCCGGUGUUUGGGAGCUCCAGUGGCGCCAGGAAGGAGAAGUCCUCUUAUGGACGGGGAGCGGCAGCUGCAAUUGAAGAUAGUUCCAUUGACAUUGGUGACUUCUUCAAGGGACCUCUACCUGGGAAAUUUUUGAAGCUCCUUGGUUAUUUGGCCUUGUCUCGACUUGGUAUUUAUAUACCUCUUGGUGGAGUUAACCGUGAUGCUUUUGCUGGUAAUCUUGACCAGAACAGUCUACUAGGGACUUUAGAUUCUUUUUCUGGUGGAGGUAUUGGCCGCCUUGGAAUAUGCUCCCUUGGUAUUGUUCCGUUUAUCAAUGCACAGAUUGUGUUUCAGCUUCUUGCACAACUUUAUCCAAAGUUGCAAGACCUUCAGAAAAAGGAAGGGGAGGCAGGAAGAAAGAAAAUUCUUGAGUAUACAAGAUACGCGUCUGUUGGUUUUGCAAUUGUCCAGGCUAUUGGACAAGUCCUUUAUCUUCGCCCUUAUGUUAAUGACUUCAGCACAGAAUGGGUCCUCACAUCUGUGACAUUACUGACACUUGGAUCGGUGUUUACGACUUUCAUUGGUGAAAGAAUAUCUGAUUUAAAACUUGGCAAUGGAACAUCUCUUCUUAUAUUUACAAGUAUAAUAUCAUAUUUGCCUGCAUCGUUUGGAAGGACAGUUGCACAGGCAUUUCAAGAUGGAAAUUAUGUUGGGCUUCUAACAAUCAUAUUAUCAUUCAUUUUCUUAGUUCUUGGGAUUGUUUAUGUCCAAGAAGCUGAGAGGAAAAUUCCACUAAAUUAUGCUUCUCGAUACAGUAGUCGGAGUGGGGGACUCCAACGAUCUGCAUAUCUACCAUUUAAGGUCAAUAGUUCUGGUGUCAUGCCUAUAAUAUUUUCUACAUCUUCUUUGGCCUUGCCUGGUACUUUGGCACGAUUUACUGGCUUAGACUUUCUUAAAAAGGCUGCCAUAUCCCUAAAUCCGGGAGGGGCUUUGUAUAUUCCAACUAAUGUACUGCUUAUAGCCUUUUUCAAUUACUACUACACCUUCCUUCAAUUGGAUCCUGAUGAUCUUAGUGAGCAAUUGAAGCGUCAAGGUGCUUCAAUACCACUUGUGCGGCCAGGAAAAAGUACAGCUGCCUUCAUAAAAACAGUUCUUAGUCGUAUAUCUGUCCUAGGAUCUGCCUUUCUUGCUGUAUUAGCUGCUGGACCAUCUGUGGUUGAACAAAUCACUCACUUAACUGCGUUCCGGGGAUUUGCUGGUACAUCAGUGCUUAUCCUUGUUGGUUGCGCAACUGACACAGCUCGGAAAGUUCAGGCAGAAAUAAUUUCACAGAAAUAUAAGAACAUUGAGUUCUAUGAUGUCAAUCGUUUUGACCAAUGAUUUAUGGCACUGUUCAUUCUUUUUGACUCAUACUAAAUGUUCUGUUGUAUUAUAAGUGGGUCAUGUGGUACAGUGGUAGCAUUUAAGAUAACAAACUUCUAUGUCCUUAUAUCGUGCAUAUCACUGAUAUAUAUCUACUUGAGCAGAACUCAUACUUCCUUAUGUACAUAAAUAUAUUAGAAUUUUUUACCUCGGACCAUAUUGCUCAGUGCUCACUUCCUUAUUGUUAAAUUAUUAGAAUGAUCCAUGAGAUUUGGCAGAGUAAUUAAGACAUCACGAGAGGAUGAGAAGAAGAGAUCAGGACUUAAGUUAGUGAACUAUUUUGUUCUACACAUGGGGCUAUUGCAACUCCAAUAUAGCUGGCUUGUGCUUGUUUCGAGUUUGUAACUCCCCAUGUUUUCUGGAGGCAUCUUUUCAGAUUUUUGUUCUUUAUCUUAAAAUUAUUUUAAGUGUAUUAUUGAUGGUUCAAUGCCCAAACAUCUGUUUAAUUCAAACUAUUUUUAUUCAUCAUCUUAUGUGGAGGUGACCCACAUUU